Durusdinium trenchii is the source of this 5355-nucleotide messenger RNA. NCBI's taxonomy places the organism in Eukaryota, Dinophyceae, Suessiales, Symbiodiniaceae. The record is from the annotation of a GenBank genome assembly.
AUGGCUCGCCAGAGACAGCAAUCACAGCCAACCUCCUCAGUGAAGGAGACUGCACCUGUUGGACAUACCACUCCAUUGACGACCCCUAGUCGUGAACGACGCUCGGAUCGCACCACACCACAGGCCCGUCAUGAGACCUUCGCCACCUUUCCGGAUGUUGAAGUGACCUCCAACCCCGGUAGAGCUGGAGACGAUCCGCAGGAACCUUUCGAGCCCGAUGCCCCUCGGCGUAGUGAUUAUGCUGAGGUCCCCCAGGAUGAUGACCAAAGGUGGACUGCCGCCGAAUGGCGGGACUGGCAACGCAAUCGCUGGUCAUGGUGGGAAGAUAGCUCUUCCAUUGCCCCUUGGCCUGAAGAAGAAGAGGUGAAAUGGGAACAGUUUGAGUUUGAUGAGGUUCAAAUUCUCCCCCAAGAGUUGUUGGGUUGGUUGCUGCUGCGCCGCAGUGGUUUGCCUGCUGCCGCCCGGCUUUCGGUGCUGAGCGCCAUCAACAACAAGCUCGAUCUGGAAACCAUGGAGCGAGCAAUGAGAGAUCAAGAGGAGGAGUUGCUGAUGGCUGAACAUCAUCGUGCACCUCAUCUCGCUCGACCUCGACGUUCCUUUUGGGUCGAGCAGGACUCUGAAUGGGGCCUCCUGAACGAACCCGACAUGGAUGAGGUCGAAGAAGCUUCGAUCUACUGGGUCGGCGAUCGUUUGCCUCCUGAGGUCUAUCCUUCAUGGGAGGAACCUGCUACAGCCUGGACUUCAUGGUCACCCGAUGGCCAAGAGCUGACUUGGACCUGGCAGGAGGAUGACUUCUAUGCUCAGGACAUGGCCGGAGCCUUUUGGUCAUGGACUGAGUACAAAGAGUGGUUGGAUGCAGAAGACAUGGCACACUCCAACCCCGAUGAUUCAGAGAACAUUUUUGCUGUUUAUGCCGCCUUCCAAGAAAAGAUGAGAUCAUUUCGCGAUAGUCGGAAGUUGAACUAUGCUAAGCAGCAUUCACUGGAUGACAAUGAGACCACCGUGCUGACAGCAGAUGGUGAGGACACAGCCUCAUCAUUGGCUGCAGUGGCCGUCGAAUACCCUGGCCAUGCAGUGAUUGACUUGGGAGCGACAGAAUCCCUCACGUCAUUAGACGCCCUACAGGAGAUCAUGAACCUACGGUUGAUCAAGUUUGGAGAAGAAGAACUACCUGUGCUCUCCACCCUGCGCUUCAUGGCUAUGGCCACUCAGGGUCGCAUCCCUACGAAGGAGGAAUUGGAGUCAGCUCCAAGCACUGGGACGCCAGCAAGCCGUUCGACGACUUCGACUACAAGUUCCAAGCCUCAGCGGAAGUCCCGAAAGGACAGAACCCCGACUCCAGAGAAGUACGACCUGACCAGAACUACUGGUCCUCCCGCCGACGAUCCAAGGAGUCAGGGAUAUCCGUGCUUUGGCAACCAUGUCCCGAUGGCACCCGGGAGAGGGUCCCUGACGGGACGAAACAAGUUUGGAAUGUGGACAUGCUGCGAGAACUGCAGGCUGAGGAUUUCCUACACCCCGGCUUUCGGAGCGACAGCGCUGCGCAGACAGGCAGGUCCACUGCCUGCGGAUGUCACCACGACCAUCGAGCAGCUCGAACCCCAGAAGAUCAAGGAGGAUCCCAUGCAGCUCAAUGCCAAGUCGGUGGGCUACAAGGGAGCCGAGGAUUCGUUGCAUCGCCGCUUGAAGGAGAUCGAAGAGUCCAAGAAGAAGAAUCCACCGCGGCAACGACCAGGUGCAGCGAAGGACGCCGAGAUGCCAUCGGUCCAUGCCUCUUCGGCUCAAAAGGGAGCUCAGGUGACAGCAGAGCAGAAGAAGUCCGCCAAGAGGGAGAACGACCAGACUCCAGAGCACGAGGAAUGGUCCCUGGUGGUGAAGGAGCCGGAUUCGCCCGAGCAGGCAUCUCCCGACAAGAAUGUCAUGAAGCCGAUCAUCGAACCCCUCGAGAACCCGAUUCAGGACGAUGAGAAGUACCAGAAUGGUCGAUGUGGCUUCCUGACUGAUAGCCAGCGGACGCAGCUAUGCCUAUGUGCGGAGGAGUUCAUGGAAGAAGCUCAUUCGGCAUGGCAAGACAUCCUUCCUCCGGAAGAUGGCAUUGACCUCAUGGAGAUCUGCUACAACAUCGCCACCUCCAAGGGAGUUCAAGAGAUCAAGAACAUGAUCACUCGAUGGAAGCCAAAGCUGACAUGGUUUUCUUUGCCCUGCGGACCUUUCUCUCCCAUCCAGGAGCUCUUCAACGAGAAAGAUGACUUGGCCAAAGCCAAAAGCAUGGAGAGGAAGCAAAAGGCAAAGAAGAUGAUCAAGAAUGGUCUUGAUAUCGCCACUCAUCAACUUCAACAAGGCCGUGAUGUGGCUUGGGAGUGGCCCUCGAACAAUCGAGGAUGGAAUCUUCAGCUGGUUCGCCAACUUUGGAGCCGGCUUGAACAGACAGGUGAUCUUCAUUGUGGACACGCCAAUGGAUGCGCCUUUGGCUUGAGAGAAGAGAAGUCAGGUCUUCCCAUCAGAAAGCCCUGGUUGAUCAAAACGACCUCCAAGGUGGUGGCUCGAGCAGUUUCACGAACAUGUCCUGGCACGGCAGUUCAUCCACAUCACCAGGAAUGCAUUGGAGGUUCAGUGGCUCGCAACUCAGGCUUCUACCCUUCGGCUUUGUGCGAUGUGAUCUUCAAGGCCGUCAAAGAGAUGAAUAUAGCUGAAGCCAAUGGUGUGAUCCCAGCCUGCGCCUAUCCUCCCCUGAACGAGAAGGAGAAGCGUGGUGUCCUUCAUAUGCUUGAACGUUUGCGCAAAAAGACAGGUCACCCAUCCAAUGCUGCUUUGAGCUCAUGCCUACGACAUCGAGGUGCUCACCCAGAGGUCAUCCAACUUGCAAGCAAGCACAUUUGCCCUGAAUGUCAGGAACUACGUGCCGCACCUCUACAUCCAGCAUCUUCCCUGGAGAAAUCAGAAACUCUAUGGGAGACAUUGGUCAUCCAUGGCCUUGAGAGCACUUGGAUCUUGCACUACGGUCUUCCUGGCAAGAUCAGGAUGGAUCCAGAAGGAGCCUUCAGGUCCAAUGCACUCGGACUAUGGGCUGAAGAAAGAGGAGUCGAACUUCUUCCAUGCGCGGCGGAGGAUCAUGGUCAGAUUGGCAUCGUGGAACGCUCCAUCCAGACCAUCAAGGCCACCAUCCGCCAGAUUCUACAGGGAAGUGACUGCACUCCUUUGCAGGCCGCCGUUCAAUCGUGUCAGGCUCACAACCAGUUCGAGAAGAUCGAGGGCUACUCGCCAUUUCAGUGGGCAUUCGGCAGACAGCCGACGGUGACUGGCCGGUUCCAUGAGAAUGGGUACGACGAUCCGUACUGGACCUCAGUGAGACUUCGACACGCUUCAGAGAGAGAGAGAGCGCCUCAUUGCAGAAGGAAUGCAGGCACCUACAGCUUCCUGGACUUCCAUGACCUGGCAGCCACCCUGUUUGAGUACGAGAUCUUGGAUGAUCACCUCCUGCCAGAGGAUCUGGUCUCAAAGGGUGCGUCAGUUGGUCCAGAAAGUGGUGCACCUACAACGCCGCGACCUCGGAGAAGCUCUUCAGUGCCUAGGCUUGAACGGGCCCCAGAAGAUGCCCAGCGGACCCCAGAAGAUGUCCGAAUGAUGCAGACCCCAAAAAGAAGUGUGAAUGAGAUGCCGGCCGACGAAGGGGCACGUCAGAAGGCUAAGGCAUCAAGAACGAAAGAAGAAAAGAAGACGGAUGUUUUUCGGGAACCUUCUUCCGUAAACCCUGGAACCCCCGGUUUGGGUAGCGGUAGUGCACCUUCUAGCGGACCCCAAAGUGGGACACGCUUCCCGGUAGAUCUCGGGCGCGUCAUCCGUGAUCCUGGGUAUGACCCAGAAGCCAUGGCACAGGGCAGGAACAUGCCCGAGCUGUUUGAGCAGCCUCUGUUCAAGAAGCAGCGGACGAAGCUGGCAGCUGAGACCGACGAUGAGCUGCUGGCGCAAAGCUUCUUUUCCUCGAAAGGCGAGUUUCGCCUUGGUGACUUGGCCUGCGAGAUCGAGCUUUCUUUGCCUGUGAAAGCCAGCGAAUGGCGAUCUAUGAAGAGGGACGCCCUGUCCUUCUUUGUGAAGAAAGUGAAAGGAGCUGAAGGUCGAUGGCACGAACUCUCGCCGGAGAAAAAGGCUCUCUUCAAGACAGCCAAAGAUGCAGAGGUAUCCCAAUGGCUUGCUGCACAGGCCGUUCGAAAGGCCAUUGGACCAGGUAGGCAGGAAACGCUGGGAUAUGUCUGCUCACAUGUGGACGACUUCCUGGUGUCCGGCGACGAAGCAAAUGAAGAGUGGGUGGCCAAGAUUACAUCCUUUUACAGUCGAUUCAAAUGGUCGCCCUGGGAGUUUUCCAGCUUCACACAUUGUGGCCUGCAGAUCACGGAGCAAGAAGAUUUUAGCUUUGUUUUGAGUCACUCCAAAUUCAUCGAGGGCAUUGAACCCAUCGAGUUCGAGGCCCGACAAGAUCACGAUCCUGUGAAAGCAGAGGAGUUGACACAGCUGCGCGGUCUACAAAGCGAGAUCAGCAGUGCAACAGUUGGUACAUUGAGAGCCACGAACAAGUUGCUGCGUGAAGCAUUCCACGGUCGCCAUGUGUCAGUGCGUGUGAACCAGUUGCACGUUGGCGAUCCUGUGGAUGUUUGUUUCCUAGGUUGGUCGGAUGCGGCAUUGGCCAACCGAAAGGACCUUAGCAGCACUGGAGGCUAUGUCAUCGCCGCAGCGUCACCCAAGAUGUUGCAAGGCACCAGGAGCCCGCUGUCACUGGUGUCAUGGCGAUCGGCUCGCUUGCAGCGAAAGGCUCGUUCGUCGUUGAGCGCAGAGACCCAAGCCCUGGCGGAAUGUGAUCAAGAGUUGAUGUUCACUAGGCUGGCUUGGGCAGAGUUUUGUGGCAUCCAGGUUGAUUUGAAGCAGCCUUCACUUGCUGUGUGCCGCAUUUGUGGAGCGGUGAUCGUGGAUGCCAAAGCUUUGUACGAUGUGCUCAUCAAGCGAGACCUCAACUCCAGCGGUGCAGGUCUGAAAGACAAAUACACCGCCUUGGAAGUGUUGUGCCUCCUUGAAUCCAUUGAGCGGAAUUCAACGAUUGUGUGGUGGGUGCACAGCGAAUCACAGAUCGCUGAUGCGCUCACGAAGCCACUUCCUCCCGGGAUCUUGGAUAAGGUCAUGGUUGAGGGAUCAUGGACCCUUCGAUACGAUCCCAGCUUCACGAGUUCGAAACGACUCAAGAAGGCCGGACGCAAGAGUCCUGAGGUCGCCCCGCAAUCCGUCUCUGGUCAACACUUUUGGGGUGUCUUGGAAGACGAACAUGACAGGUACAGCCACUUGAUGUCACCUCAGGUCUUUGAAUGA